AUGAUUGUCAUGACACUGGCACCUCUCUCUUUUCUGCUUACCUGUUUUGCUCCUCGCAUGCCCUCUCUUUUCCUCCUGCUCGUUGCCUUUGUCUUCCCACUUCCCUGCCCUCCACAUUCGUCGCUCUCCCCUCCACCCCAACCCUCGUCUUUCAAGUUAUGUGCAUAUGUGCCUGCAUGCGGGCGUGUGUGCGUGUCUGCUGUGUGCAUGCACCCAUGUGAGAGUGCAGCGCGCAAGGAGGAGUGGGAGCGGCAGGAGGGGAGGGAGAAGGCGUGGAGGGCGAGGCUGGAGAGGGAGCAGCGCGCCAGGGACGCCCUUGUGGCGCACACCCGCCCGGUGAGGACCGCCGCUGCUCAUGGUGACGGCGGCAGUGCUGAUGGUGGUGGUGGUGGGGGGAGUGCGGUUAGUUGGGACGGGAAGGUGCCAGCAGAGGCGGAGGAGCUGUGGAAUGGUGGGGACGCUGAGGCUGGUGGUGUUGAUGGGGCAGCUGGGGAUGGUGUCGAUGGUGUGGCGAGUGCAGUGACGGGCACAGGAAGUGAGGAGAAGGGGCAAGGAGAGGAGGGAGCAGCAGGGGGCGAGGGGGAAGGUGGAAGCGAGGAUUUGUCAGGUCUGUCUAAAGAGGAGAUGGGGCGGCGGAUUGCCUCCCGAUGGACUGGCGGGGGGGAGGGAGGAGAGCAGCACGAGGAGCACAGUGGGCAUGCGGCAGAGCAAGGUGUGGUGGACGAGGGGUUGCCACCCCCUGAUUUGGGGUAUGCUGAUCCGGAUGCGGUGCAGAGCGGUGAUCAUGAUCAUGAUGAUGACCAUGACUACAGUGGCAAUGACGACGAUGAGUACAAGGAGGAUGCUGAUAACGAGGAUGAGGACUACAGCAAGGAUGAUGAGGAGGACGCGGAUGGGGAUGGUGAGAGUGAGGGGGAGGAGGAGGCAGCGGAUUUGGAACAAGGGAUGGGCGCGGGGGGAGGGGAGGCGGAUGAGGGCAAGGGAGGGGCAGGGGUAGAUGGAAGAGGAGUGGAGGAGGGGGAUGGGGAGGAGGGCGAGGUGAGUGUGGAGGAGUUGAAGCAGCUGGAGGAGUUCAACCCAGAUGACCCGCCAGCCGUGACACCUGUCAGUGUCUGGUUGGCUCGCACCCUCCACUGGCCCAUGGCCGUGUGUUCGCGCCUCUACUCCCUCGCCACCCCCACGCCACUGCUCACCCUCAACGCCUCUCGCGUGGAGGCAGCUCGGGAGGAGCACAGGGGGGUGGAGGAGCAGCUGAGGAAGGCGAGGAGCCGCGCCAAGGUGCUGAGGGACAAGCUCAAGCGCGACUAUGGGCCACACGGGGAGUUCUCCAACCUCGUUGACCGCUGCUUCUCAUUCAACGCCAACCAGUACACGUAUGAGAUCUGCCCGUACAAGAAGGCGGUGCAGAAGGAAGGGCACUCCGAGACGACUCUUGGGCACUUCAAGCGGUUUGAGGAGGAGCACACGGUGAUGGCGUUUGAGGAUGGCGAGCACUGCUGGAACGGACCAGCCAGGAGCAUCAAGGUGCGGUUCAAGUGCGGGGCGGAUGUGGCGGUGCUGGCGGUGGACGAGCCCAACCGCUGCGAGUCAGUCGCCCCUCUCGCCCUCCCUUCUCCCACUGCCCGCUCUCACUCUCCAUCCACUUCCCUUCACUCGCUUCCCUUCACUCACUUCCCUUCACUCACUUCCCUUCACUCACUUCCCUUCACUCACUUCCCUUCACUCACUUCCCUUCACUCACUUCCCUUCACUCGCUUCCCGUUACUCAAAUCUCUCUCUGCUCGGUUCCUUCCACUAUCUCCGUCACUUUUCUUGGAUGCCUCCCUCACGUUCUCCGCGUACCAACUCGCCCUCUCCUCACACACCCAUGCCACAGCUUUCUAUCCACACCAUACCCGCUAUCUCAUCGUGCCUCCCUCGCAUCUCACCACCACCAUCACCAUUCCAUCUGUUCCCCAUCCCCCCCGUGGUGCCAUCAGGUAUGCCGCCACCAUGACCACGCCGUCAGUGUGCACGGAAGAAAAAGCCAAGGAGUUGGAGCAGCAGCUGGAGGCCAUGCUGAGGGACAUCCACCCCGCGCAUGAUGAGCUCUGA
Closterium sp. NIES-65 is the source of this 2094-nucleotide messenger RNA. NCBI's taxonomy places the organism in Eukaryota, Viridiplantae, Streptophyta, Zygnematophyceae, Desmidiales, Closteriaceae. The record is from the annotation of a GenBank genome assembly.